AUGCGGCUGGAGACUGCCAGGAUGGACCUCAUAAAAAAGUUGUGGACGGCGCGUAAACUGAUUCUGGUUGUGAUGAUUCCGCUGUCCCUGCUGCCGCUUCCCCUGAUCCACCCAAGCAGCGAGUCCUCCUGUGCCUACGUGCUGAUUGUGACUGCAGUGUACUGGGUAUCAGAGGCUGUGCCGCUUGGUGCUGCUGCUCUGGUGCCAGCUUUCCUGUAUCCACUCUUUGGGGUCCUCAAAUCAAGUGAGGUGGCUUCAGAAUACUGUAAGGACACCACUUUGCUGCUAAUGGGGGUCAUAUGUCUGGCUGCCUCCAUUGAGAAGUGGAACCUUCAUAAACGCAUUGCCCUGCGCAUGGUCAUGAUUGCUGGAGCCAAACCUGGCAUGCUGGUCUUGGGGUUUAUGUGCUGUACAGUCUUUCUGUCCAUGUGGCUGAGUAACACCUCCACCACUGCCAUGGUCAUGCCCAUUGCUGAGGCUGUCCUUCAGCAGCUUAUCUACACUGGCAUCGCCGACACUCAUGAAGAGUCUGAGACUGUUGAAACGCAGGAUGAGGAGACUGAUAAAGAGGAGAACGUGGACAAGAAUCAGCUUGAGCUGCUGUAUCGCAAAGACGGCAGUGGGAAACAGGAGCUAUGCACAGUGUCUGAGGAAGCAAAUGGUGUAGCACAAAAACCUGGACUGGAGCUAGACUUUCCAAAGCAAAAUAAUGGUUAUUUACCAGAGACUGCUAUUAGCAUUCCUGUGCCAAAGAAACCCAAAAUUCGUAGGGACUCAAUGUACCCCACCAAGAGGGAUCAUAUGAUCUGCAAAUGCCUGUCCCUCAGCAUUACUUAUGCUGCCACCAUAGGAGGCCUAAUCACCAUCACAGGGACCUCCACUAAUCUCAUCUUCGCUGAACAAUUCAACAAUCGUUACCCUGAAGCGAAGGUUAUCAACUUUGGCACUUGGUUUAUCUUCAGUUUACCAAUCGCCCUCAUUAUGUUGGUUUUAACCUGGCUCUGGCUCCACUUCCUGUUCCUGGGAUGCAAUUUCAGAGAGACAUGUUCCCUAAGCAAGAAACGCAAGACCAGGAGAGAGAUUUUGUCAGAAAAACGCAUCCAUGAAGAGUACCAGAAACUUGGGCCUAUCAGCUAUCCUGAAGUGGUUACUGGUAUCUUCUUCGUUCUAAUGACCUUGCUGUGGUUCACAAGGGAACCGGGCUUCGUCCCAGGCUGGACAUCAUUGUUUGAGAAGAAAGGCUAUCGAACAGACGCCACAGUCUCCGUGCUGCUAGGCUUCCUCCUGUUCCUCAUCCCUGCACGCAAACCCUGGCCAUCUGCAUUCCCCAGCCAGGCCGAAGACUCUGAGGACAGUGAUGAGGAUCCUCUGGCACCAAUGAUCACAUGGAAGGACUUCCAGAGGCUCAUGCCAUGGGAGAUUGUCAUUCUGGUAGGAGGUGGAUAUGCCCUGGCUGCAGGCUGUAAGGUGUCAGGGCUGUCCAUGUGGAUUGGCCGGCAGCUGGAGCCAAUGAGUGGUCUCCCGCCAUGGGCAGUCACCCUGCUGGCCUGCCUGCUGGUCUCUGCAGUCACAGAGUUUGCCAGCAACCCAGCCACCCUCACUGUCUUUCUGCCCAUCCUCUCUGCCCUGUCAGAGACUCUGCAGAUCAACCCUCUGCACACGCUUAUCCCCACCACCAUGUGCGUGUCCUUUGGGGUUAUGCUGCCUGUCGGAAAUCCGCCCAAUGCCAUUGUGUUCAGUUAUGGACAUGUGCAGAUCAGGGAUAUGGUGAAGGCAGGUUUCGGGGUAAACCUGAUCGGGGUUCUGGUGGUGAUGUUGGCGAUCAUGACUUGGGGAGAACCUCUUUUCCACCUGACAGAGUUUCCAGCCUGGGCAGUGAUGAGGAAUGUCACCGGCAGCUUGUAG
Chanos chanos (milkfish) is the source of this 1905-nucleotide messenger RNA. It is a transcript of the gene slc13a4, whose product is annotated as solute carrier family 13 member 4. The record is from RefSeq and is a predicted model, not a curated record. The transcript has 16 exons. The coding region runs from base 1 to 1905 and encodes 634 amino acids. NCBI's taxonomy places the organism in Eukaryota, Metazoa, Chordata, Actinopteri, Gonorynchiformes, Chanidae. Gene Ontology annotation, biological process: transmembrane transport. Gene Ontology annotation, cellular component: plasma membrane. Gene Ontology annotation, molecular function: transmembrane transporter activity.